AUGGCUGCUCCCACACCAAAGCCAGUAGUCAUUCUAAAGCCAACAAAGCAGGUCAAGGGUUUGUUCACAAUAAUCAGAGACAAACAGACAUCGCGCGAAGACUUUAUAUUCUACUCGGACAGAAUCAUUCGUUUGUUGGUCGAAGAGGGACUCAGCUGUCUGCCCUUCAGCGAGACCACCGUGACCACACCCACCGGCUGCACAUACAACGGUGUUGAGUUCGCCAGCAAGAUAUGUGGCGUCAGCAUCGUGCGUGCAGGCGAGUCGAUGGAGGCGGGUCUGCGUGCCGUCUGCAAGCAGAUCAAGAUCGGCAAGAUCCUCAUCCAGCGUGACGAGGAGACCGCCAAGCCCAAGCUGCUCUACUCCAAGCUGCCCUCAGACAUUGCCACGCGUCACGUCCUGCUGCUGGACCCCAUGCUGGCCACCGGUGGCACGGUCGCCCAGGCAGUCAGCGUGCUGUUGGAGCGCGGCGUCAAGGAGGAGAACAUCAUCUUUAUCAAUCUGCUGGCGGCGCCCGAGGGCAUCAAGUUCUUCCAGGACCUCUACCCACAAGUCACCAUUGUCACAGGCGAGAUCGACAGCAAUCUCAACGAGAAGAAGUACAUAGUGCCAGGUAUCGGUGACUUUGGCGACAGGUACUUUGGAACAGAGCAUUAA
Molecule: messenger RNA, 657 nt
Organism: Acytostelium subglobosum LB1
Lineage: Eukaryota; Evosea; Eumycetozoa; Acytosteliales; Acytosteliaceae
Exons: 2
Coding region: 1-657 (218 amino acids)
Source: RefSeq, a predicted model, not a curated record